Argiope bruennichi is the source of this 9921-nucleotide messenger RNA. Its product is annotated as adenomatous polyposis coli protein-like. The transcript has 20 exons. The coding region runs from base 159 to 7985 and encodes 2608 amino acids. The record is from RefSeq and is a predicted model, not a curated record. Gene Ontology annotation, cellular component: catenin complex; cytoplasmic microtubule; beta-catenin destruction complex. Gene Ontology annotation, molecular function: gamma-catenin binding; microtubule binding; beta-catenin binding. Gene Ontology annotation, biological process: cell fate specification; nervous system development; negative regulation of microtubule depolymerization. NCBI's taxonomy places the organism in Eukaryota, Metazoa, Arthropoda, Arachnida, Araneae, Araneidae.
UACUCUCUCCCUACCGCCAAAAGGCAUUAGGCGUGAGUUAUAAGUGAGGAACUGACCGUGUCAAAAUAUAAAGCUACAUGUUUUCUAAUUUAAUGAGAUCUUUAUAUUUCUUAUAUGGGUUCUACAUUUGCAAUUAUUAAUUCUAUGGCACAAAGAUUAUGGCAGAGUUCAUUGGAUGCAAAGAUGAGUCUUCUGAGUCUAAGAAUUCUGUUUCUCCUUCUCAGGUUACAAAGCGGUCUAACAUAAGAUUAGGUGCCAGUGCACCGUUCAUUCAUGACUCCAUCCGUGGCCGAGGCAGUUCCUUCACUCAUUCAGAAUAUUCCCCAUUGCAUGUACCACAAAGGCAACAAUAUGUAUAUAAUUCCCCGUAUCAUAUUCCUUUGAUAGAAGAGUCUGCCCCUGUUUCGGGAAGUGGUCUUAUAUAUGAUGCUGACAGGCCUGGAACCCCUGCACCAGGUGACCAAAGAGAACUCAUUAUUGAUGAUGCUCCUUCUAGAUUGUAUAGGAAUUCUUUAGGUGAUGAGGAUAGUAUUGUGGAUAGUUCUGGAUAUCAAAGGGAUGGUUAUAUUGUAGACAGACAUUUGCCUGGUGGUAUAUCUCGUGAACCUAGUCUUGCUUUCCCUCCUGCUGCCCCUCCUACUUCGCCAUCGCAGCUUUACGCUCUUCUGUUGCAACGAAAUAUCAGGCCCUCAGAAUAUCCAGUUAGUGAAGUUAGGCCUCGAGCUUCUGUUCCUAAUCAUUUAGAAUGGUCGUCAAAUAUUUAUCAAUCUAGAAUCUUACAUCAGAAUGACUAUCGCCGUGAUCUGCGGGAUUAUCGAGACAGAGAAAGAACGUCUUAUGGCCGACUCAUCAGCAAUGUGCGCCCAAGAUAUGACCACUACAGCCAUGUAGAUCGAAGGCCAUUUUUAAAUCAAAAUUACACUCGUCUUCCUUACAACAUGGUUCGAAUACAAAACUCUAAUGAUGAUGACAAAGAAUCUAACAGCAUGAAUGGUUUUACUGAAGACGAUGAAGGAAAUCAUGAGUGUCAUGAUUUACGCCAUAAUUCAGCUCCAGGAUUAGAUCAUACAUCGGCUUCAGUUGAUGAAUUCCAUCAAAAUGGAGCUUUACCAAUGGGAACUGCAAGCGGUCCUCAACCAAAUGGAAUGCCUUCUUUAGGUACAAUUUAUCAAGGAGAAUGGCCAAUGCAUCGAGCCCUAUGGAUGAGUGGCCCUAGUAGCAUAGGUGAGAAAGAUCCUUUGGAUGGCUUUGGAGGAGAUGACACUGAGAGUAUUAUGAGCUUCAGUUCAACUACAGCAACUCUGAGUGCACGCCGUCCUCACACCCAUCAACUAGGGACUAAGGUGGAGAUGGUCUAUUCAUUGUUGUCUAUGUUAGGAAGUUGUAACAAAGAGGAUAUGAGUCGAACUCUUUUAGAAAUGUCCAGCAACCAAGAUAGUUGCAUUGCCAUGCGGCAAUCAGGCUGCCUUCCCUUAUUAAUACAACUCCUUCAUGGAAGUGAGGGAGAUCAGUUACUUACUGAGCAAAGAAGUUCUGAGAAUGUAAAGUGGGCAGUGCGGGAGGCACGUAGAAGAGCUAGUCAGGCUCUUCAUAACAUUGUCCAUGCACACCCAGAUGAUCGAAGAGGCCGAAGGGAAGCCAGAGUUUUGAGACUGUUGGAACAGAUUCGAGAUUAUUCAGACUUCUUGAGAGACUUAGAUUCAAGCAAUGUUGAUUUUUCACACAAUGAAAAUUUGGAUUUACAUCCAGGACCAGCCAUAGCUGCAUUGAUGAAAUUGUCUUUUGAUGAAGAACACAGACAUGCAAUGUGUCAAUUGGGUGGUUUGCAAGCCAUUGCUGAGUUGAUUCAAGCUGAUCAUGAGGUUCAUGGCAAUACUAGUGACCAGUUCUGUGUAACGGUUCGUCGUUAUGCUGGAAUGGCUUUAACCAAUCUGACUUUUGGUGAUGGAAAUAACAAGGCUCUACUAUGCUCCAUGAAACCCUUCAUGCAAGCCUUAGUAGCUCAGUUACAUUCUCCUAAUGAGGAUCUCCGCCAGGUUACUGCCAGUGUGCUACGUAACCUUUCCUGGAGGGCAGAUGCUUCAAGUAAGCAAAUCCUCAGAGAAGUAGGAGUUGUUACCACCCUUAUGAAAGCAGCAAUGGAAGCCCAAAAGGAAUCCACUCUUAAAAGCAUUCUCUCGGCUCUGUGGAACCUCUCUGCCCAUUGUAGCAUGAACAAAGCUGACAUCUGUGAAGUAGAGGGUGCCUUAGAAUUUCUAGUUUCAACUCUUACCUAUAAAAGUUCCUCCAGCACACUUUCCAUCAUUGAGAAUGGAGGUGGCAUUCUUCGUAACAUAUCCAGUCAUAUUGCUGUUCGAGAGGAUUACAGAGCUGUACUGAGAAAGCACAAGUGCUUACAAACUUUGCUUUCUCAUUUAAAAUCGCCAAGUUUAACUAUUGUCAGCAAUGCUUGUGGCACUCUGUGGAAUUUAUCAGCAAGGUGUUCUGAAGACCAACAAAUGUUGUGGGAGAUGGGUGCUGUCGGAAUGCUUAGAAACUUAAUUCAUUCAAAGCACAAAAUGAUAUCCAUGGGUAGUUCUGCAGCCUUGAAAAAUCUCCUUUCAGCCAGACCAGAAGGAAUUGCCUUAGGUUUAGGAUCUCAUAGUGAAAAUGGGCACCAUAUGAAUGGCGGAUUGUCUAAUAUGCCUAGCUUACUAGUCAGAAAACAGAGGGCACUUGCUGCUGACUUGGAUGAAAAUCUUUCUGAAACCUGUGAUAAUAUUGAUAGUCCUAAAACAAGUCCCACUCCUGGUGGUGAUUACAGUAAGAAAUUUUCAUACGAACCAAAUGGUCUUGAUAGAAAGCCCCAGUACUUAUCCUUUCUUCCUGGUAGAAUGUACCACAGCAUCAAUGGGCAUGUAGGCUCUCCUGUUCGUGUGCCUCGUUCUGAAAGCAAAGAUAGUCUUGGAAGCAAUCGUUCUGAACCACCUCACUAUAAAGCACAACGUGAUCGAUUUAGAAUUUUUGUUAAUAAUAACAGAUCAACGCCACUGGACUGCAAAGUCAUACAAGAAAAACCAGCUGAAUGGAAAGAAAAAACGAAUCUUCCAUUUGAAGGAAAUAGUAAUGUUGUUUUGCAAAUGUUUAGGCACUUGCAAAAUGGUAGCAACACUAGCCCAACUUCUGAUAUCAAAACUAAUGGGCAUUCCGAGCUCUCAAUAAAUGAAGAAAAGCCUCCAAUAAGACCAAACAGCUUACCACCACAAAGAAGAGGGAGCAUCCACUCUCGAAAUAGAGUCAUUGAUAGAAAUGUGUUCCAUAAUGGCUUGCAUAAUUCUGAGGUAGAAAAUGGUUUUAAUGCAUCUAAGACAAAUGGAUACCAUCCAGAAUCUAUGAAUGCUUCACACAAUCAACUCGAUAAUAAUGAGAUGGAUGAUCUAUUAGAAAUUCCUGGGAAUAAACGUGCUUUUCCAAAUAGCAAACAAGAUCUUGGUAUGCUGUAUGGGAAAGGGCAAAAUAAUAUCUGGAAAAAUAAUUUAACUCAAAGUCAGGAGGACAGAAUUUUAUUGAAUGAACAAAGAGAUAAAAUAAAGAAUGUUGUCAUGAGGCAUAAAAAAUCUACUGAUACUCUAUCAUCAUCAAUAUCUGCUAUUAGUAAAGAAGCUGCCAGUGAUGACCAGAGUGUAGAUCAAACGCCUCUUGUAAUUUCUCGCUGUAGUUCCCUAAGCUCAUUAACCAGCUGUUUCCAGCAUUCUGCUCGAAGUUCAUGGGUCAGUGACGUGAGCCAAAGAACAAGUGCAGUCAUCUCUCCAUCAGAUUUACCAGAUUCUCCUGGAUACUGUGCUAAUGAAGAAAGGCAUCAUAUUUCGGAAUUUACUGAUAAGAUUCCAGAAGCUGAUGCACAGAGUCUAAUCAGGCCUCGACCAGCGUGGCCUAUGAGCUCUCUGCCAUCUAAUGAUUCAUUGCCUAGUUCCAUAAAGAGAAUGUCUUUGGAUAGUGAUGUGUUUGUGAAUAGUAAUGAAGCCAUGCAUACAGAAACAAUAACAGAUCAAUCGGAAAAUCUUGAUACUUUAGAAUCACCUGCAUCUUCUAAAACUCCUCCUUCCAGGCCACAGAAUAGUCCGUUUUCUCCUGAGAAAGAUCAGUAUUCAAACCAGGAAAGUUCAAGUUCUCAAGAAAAUGAACGGCAAACUCAAGAUGAGGAUAAAGAUAAUGAUUUAGUAGCUGUAUGCAUAAAUUUGGGAAUGCCAAGUAGUUCUGAUCAUAAGCAACAAAUAAAUACAACUCUGCAUUCUAAAUUAACUAACUUAUUUUCUUCCAUUUCAUAUUCUCGAAGUAGCAUUCCUGUUAAAUCUCGAUUAACUCAAUCAUUUCCUGCUCCAUGCAAACCUGAUGCAACACGUCAAAACUAUUCGCAAAAUAUCCCUGGAUCAUCUUCAAAUUUGUCCACUUGCAGAAACCUAACACAUUCUGAUGGUACCAUAUGUGAUGAUAAUGAUAAUCUUCUAAUACAUUCUGGAGCUGAUCAGAAGCAAUGUGAAAAAACUUUUCCAUCUCAAAAUAAUUCUUCUGAAUCCAAAAAAGUAAUUUCAGAAGCAUUUCUAUCCAAAUGCCUUAAUGUCUGCAAGAAAUAUCCUGCUUUGAGUCAAAAAUCUAGCUUUGAUCAAGCUGAAUUAAAUCUAUCAAGCAAAGUUAAAACUUCUAUUCCACAAAUUGUCCGAACAGAGAAUCCAAGUUUUGAUACUGAACAGCAUCCGAGACAGCUCCAUAUUAAAUCUCAAAAUUUACCAGUGUAUACAGGUUAUUCCUCCAGCAGUAGGCUUCAGACAGACAGUGAACAGAGACCUUCAGCUCAUGGAAAUUCGAGUUCAACUGAAGACAACGUCUCUGAAGAAAAUAUCCUCAGCAGUAGUCCGUCAGCAUGUGACGAAUCUGAAGGUCAAGAUUCAGAUUACCAAGCCAGAGCACCUCACAGUAGAGCUGGCGAAGCCAUUUUAAGAAAUAAUAAAGUUCGUUCAAGAAAGACGAAAGCCAACCGACGCUCAAUGGAAAUCCGCCCUCCUUCUGAGCAGUCUAGUGAAGAUGAUAACAAAAAUGUUUUUAGUAGAGCUACUGAUAUAGGAUCAUCACAAGCACCCAGUCACUCCAUGUCUGUUCCUUCUAGUGAAAGUGAGGAAAAGAUGAAGGAAGAUGAAAGAACCAAAGAGAAAGUUUCUCGAGGAGUUAUACCUGAUCUUUUGGAAGGCGCUGCUUAUCAAGAUGGUUUAAGUCUAGAGACAGAUCGUAGACCUCAAGGCGGUUGCAUUGCUAAAUCUAACAUUCCUAGAAAUAUGACCGAUUCAAUGGAAUUGCGAAGAGGGGCUUUGAUGAUUGCUGCCGAGUUAGAAGAAGGUAUUGAAGAUUAUACGCAUAGCAGUACAAGCUUUGAUUUGGAGAAUAUGAAACCUCCAUCUUGCAUGGCAGAAAUGAGUAUGACCAGCAGUGGACUUUCAGAUCUCUUAUCAAAUGGCAAUGGAUGUUACAUCAGUGGUAAAAGAGCUGUUGAUCGCAGACGUAAUAUUAAAAGAUCCAAGAAAAUGAAUGGCAGCCAUAGAUUUGUUUUUAAAUCUGUAAGACAAACAAUAGCUAAAACUUUAGAUCCAUCGCGACAAAAAGAAAAACCAGAGAAACCAGUAUCAACUUCUACUUCUAUGGAAAACAUCAGUAUGAAAAGUAGUGGUACUUCAGAUCUGAUAGAAAACAUAAAUCCACCAUCAAUUUUAGAUGAUUUAUCUAUGACAAAUAGCUGUGCUAGUCUAAACAGUAUAAGUUCUGAUAUUCUGGAAAGUAGAUCCCAGUCACUAGCAGAUCCUAGAAGUAAUUCCGAAAUGUUCCAGCGACUGAAUGCAGCUGCAGCAAUGGUUCAGGUGUAUUCACGAGAAUUGUCCAACAUAAUGACAGGAAGCAUGAAGAGUAGUUGUAACUCCGAUUGCUUGGAUCUUGUGAAGCCACCUUCUAUCUUUCAGGAUAUUGCUGAAGUGACUAUGGAGGAUGGAACUGAAAUCUUAUCUGAUCCCUUAGUAUCAGACUUUGAGCUUGAAGAGGAACUACCUCACGAUGACGAACCUUCUGUGGAACCAUCUACAGAAACUGUACAUUCGCCUUUUGUACUUUCUGCAAGGUAUCAAGACAGAAGUACGGAAAAUUUAAAUAGUUCAGUUGAUGGUGACAGUCUUUUGGACAGAGAACUUUUCCCAGCCAAACAAAUCAGUACUUUAGUCAGGGAACAUCAAAAUAAUAGUCCAAUAAGCUGUAUUCAAAACCCUUCUUUGAUUACAGAUGAUGAAAUGUCUUCUGGAUUUUUUAGUAAUCUUACAAAUGAUGAUCACUGCAGUGUAGAUAAAGACGACAAUUACGAUACCACUAUUCCAUCGUCUUCUCCACCAGCUGCUCGGCGUGGUCCUCGAAUUGUUAAACCCAUUAAUCGGGAUACUAUUCGCCAGAUGCAAGAAAAGAAAAUUGCUGAGAAAACAGUUAAGUCCAUCAAAGGUAAAGCUUCUGUCAGCAGUCCUCGAAAUCUUUUGCAACAAGUCACAACUGCUCGUAUUAUGAGUGGUAACAAAGCAACACAUGCAAAAGCUUCAUCACCAUCAGUGAGUGGGGUAAGACCUACAAGAACUUCAGCCUUACGUGCCUCUCAAAACAAACAGACAAACAUUAAAGGAAGUGGUGGUAGAAUGUCUCCGAGAGCUUUUCUUAGCAAGCCACCUCCUGCUGUUACACGAACUGCUAAUAAAAUUAUCAAACAACCUCUUACUAAAACAACAUCCUCUGGCACUUCAGAUUCUAAAUUAAGCAAUGGCGACAUAGAACCAAAAAGACCACAUCCACUAGUAAAACAAAACACUUUUACAAAAGAUGAAACAACUCCAAAAGUGCCUGCUGAUACAGAUGACCAUAAUAAUAAUGAUAAAAUCUGUAAUGGAAAAGUGACGUCACCUCUUUCAUCUGAAGCAAAAGUUCCUGAUCGAAAACUGUCUCUCUCAUCUGUAACCUCUGGUGUACCUUCAUCCAGCAUGAGCUUGCAAAGAAAACUUAGUGCUCCAAUUCAGAGGAAAGGGGAAAGACCUGGUAUACCCACUUCACCUAGCUCUCAAAGCAUCACAAAAAUUCCAGAAAAAAAGAGCCCAAGUAGCAAUAACUUAUCAGGACGUGGAAUAGCAGCUGUGGGCAGUCGAACAACAAGUACAAAUAGCUUAUCAUCUGUGUCUUCCAAUAGUUUAUCAACUAAAAAACAAAAUUCUCAAAAAGAUGUGCCAAGUAAAAUAUCUUCAAUUUGGAAGCGGAGUGAAAGCAGCUCAUCAGCAAACAGUCCUGUAACUGAUAGUUCAACUGCAGACAAACAACUUCCUGGGAGUGCCCGAGGAAAAGUUAAUGUAGCAAAAAGUGUACCCUUGAGAUGCAGCAGUGUCACUACACCCCCAGUGCAGCAAAAAGGCAUUCCAAGAAGUUCUACAUAUGAAAAAAUACCCAAAGCAAGCCAAAAUGACAGUUCAAAACCCCAGAACAGAGGUACAACACAGGUUACAGGAGGAGCAUUCAAACCCAGACAACCCCUGAGUAAUACUACAAAGAAUGUUAAUAAAAAGUUACCCACUGCACCAGCAAAACCAUCAGGGGGUCCUCGAAUUGUGAAGCCAGUGGCUAAACCCCAUGCAAUAACUUCCAAAAGUUUAAGGCAAUCAGGUAGUUACACUCCAUUUUCUGGGGGCUAUAGCCUAUCUUCUGGACCACCAGCCUGCAUUACUAGUGGAAGAAGUUAUGGAAGUUCUCAGGAUCCCAAAGUUUCCAUACCUCUGGUAACUGCACCUUUUACAUACAUGGCAGAAAAUGGCAAUGAUGUAUCUGACAGUAGAAGAGCAAUGGAUGCAAAUGGUGCAGAUUCAGACAGUAGGAAAGGAAAUGACAGUCAGUAUUUGGACAGAAAGAAAAGUGACUCGGAGGACAGUGACAGGGAAAAUGUUUGACAUUAAAUACGAAACAGCUAGCAUUAGUAAAAUUUUAUAUGUACCAAAUUCUUAUUCCCUGAAUUGGUAUUCCACUCUAUUUUUUAACAGAAGUUAUAUCUUAAUCCGGUUGUUUCUUUUAGUUGUAUAUUUGUUGUUAUUUUAAAUGAGAGAAAAAUGGAACAAAAUUACUCAAUUCAAAAGACAAAUUUUUAUGACAAGAAAAUAGUGUUGUAUUGUUUUUCUUUGUCAUUGGAUUAACUUUUCUCUCAAUUUGUGUGUCUAGUCUAUGGAGCAACUAUGCAAAGUCUUUAAAGAGCUGUAUUUACUAUUCAUAAGGCAGGUGUAUGUUUACAUUAAGUGCAUUAUAAUAUAUUUUCUUUCUUGUUAAGCAUAUUUACAAUUUUUUAUUCCUAAUGCAUUAUUUUCUGAUUUUUCUACUGAAGAUGUAAAGAUCCCGUUGCUCUCAUUUUUCAUUUUAUCUCUCUGUAUUAUGUUAAGAAUCCUCAUGUGUUUAAACAUUAUAUGGUGUAAAAAGAAAGAAGUUUGUGUUUUGAUUUUAUAUUACAACUUUAAUCAUUGCAAUUUUCAAAUAAACUAUGUUUUAAAAAUGUGGCAACUCCUCAUGCAAACUGUGCCAAGAAUUCUUUUAAAGUUCUUUUUUUCUUUUUAAUAUUGCUAAAUAUUUUGAAUUAAACUUUAUUUAGGUAAAGAAUUUUUACCUUUACACAUUUAUCUGGCUUUUUUUUUCCCCUUCUCAAUAUUUAAAAUUCCUUAAUGUUUUCUGAAAUACAUACAUUCAAAAUAAUUGUUACAUGUUUCAAUAUUCUGUUGAUAUGCCUUAUAGCAUUUUUUGUAAAAUAUGCAUUUACCUAUAAAUGUUUAACAGUUAAGUGCAUACUUCGGCAACUAAAGUAUUGAAACAUGUAUUUUAUCAGUAUGGAUAAUUCAUUAUUGAAUUAUUUAUUUCAAUUGCUUAUUUUAAAGAAGUGAAAUAUACUUAUUGAAGCAUCAAAAUUAAAAUUUUAACUAAAAUUAUAUCUUUUUAAUAAUGCAAGUAAUUUUAAAAUGUUGAACAAUUAGACAGGAAUUCAAAUCCUAUUUCUUUUUAUGUUUGAAUUCAUUCUGUUAAUAAUGCAUUUAUUAUUUAUAAUACUUUUCAUCUUAAUUAUCAUUUUUUAUAAACUAGAUUAAAAUUUAAUAACGAAUAGCUUAAAUGGAUUAAUAUUAGGUUAUGCUUUUAACUGCAUUUGCGACACAGUUUCUCUUUUCAUGCAUGGUUUGAACGAAUUCAUGUUUACUGCUGUCUUUUUUUCUUUUUGUUAUAAAUUAUAUGUAUAUAAACAAAUGUUCGAUAAAUUUUAUUUAGAAUGCAUAUUCACAACCUUAAAUAUUUGUGUGCAUUAUUAUGUUUACACUGUUUUGCACUUAUACGCAUUUUUAAAAAAUGUCACUUUAGCUGCUUAAAAGACAUUUGUCAGCUUAAUAAUAUGAAAAACUGUAAUAAAAAUUCUAGAAUAUUAUGAUAUAUUAACAUAUAAAUGUUAAAUUGUUCUAGACUUUAAAUAAAAAUAAGUGACUUUUUUUAAACUGUAUUCUACAAACUUAUCUCCAAUAUUUGUGACGAUUAAUCUAAAACAGAUCCCACUAUUUAAUUUUACUUAUUUUUAUAAAAUUUAAAAAAAAUAUUACAAUCUUUUGAUGUUUUUUAAUGCUUGCAUUUCAUAAUUUUAAUUGGUAAUAUUAUUAAUAAAAUAUUCAAUGUUAAAAUCAUGCAAAUGUGCAUCAAUACUGAAAAGCGCCAUGUAAUUAUUCAACAAAUAUUUAAUACACGUGCCAUAAAAGCUUAAAUAGAUUAAUUUCUUAAUAAAUUAUUUGUAUAUUUUAUGUAUAGUUCGUGCUUUUGUGUUUGACAACUAAUAUUGAUUUGUUUCAGUUUUGUUAUCUACAAUGCAAA